Molecule: messenger RNA, 10313 nt
Organism: Entelurus aequoreus (snake pipefish)
Lineage: Eukaryota; Metazoa; Chordata; Actinopteri; Syngnathiformes; Syngnathidae
Exons: 2
Coding region: 3629-9487 (1952 amino acids)
Biological process (GO): DNA integration
Molecular function (GO): nucleic acid binding
Source: RefSeq, a predicted model, not a curated record
GUCACCCAGGUUUUGGCUCUUAGCCAUGCUAGUCAUCCACCUGAGCCACAGGUUUACCUGUACCCGCUCCUAAGGUCAAAGUUACCAGGCCUUCGGUGGUGAUGUCAUUAGCACGCACAGAUGUGAGAGCCUUUGAAACACCACCAAGGUGGGGUGGUACUUUAGGUGCUACAGAGGGUGUAGAGGUAGUUAACGCCCUCUCAAGGACAUUAAUUUUAAUAAUUCCUUUAGAGUCUGUAUCAGUCAGGUCAACCCCCAAAACAACAUAAAAGGGACGAUGGGCACCACUUACCAUAGUAUGUUGUCUGCAUCCGACACUAAUGGUUCAGGGUUGAGUCGUAACAAAUAUAGAGGUUAUUACCACGGUAAUAGCUAUUGUGUCCCCCGUAAUUAAUCACACUGCACAGGUCAAAAAAUAAGUCUUGCUAUCCCCUUUGACCCAGUCUAUUUAAAGUCCGCUGUUUGUUCUUAGACACUUGUCAGUCACUGUCGUCAGGAAGGAAGAACUGAGACACAAGAACAGUAGAACAAGCCUAAACACCAAUCCGUCAGGAAAUACUACUGGGCGUAACAUCCUGCCUUUCGUCUAUCAAAAUCAGAGUAAUUCAUGUAACGAAACGGGGAUAAACAUCAAACUUUUCACUUAAUAUAACGACACAGAUAGUUAUGCUGAAAACAAGCAAGAGAAAUUGGAUAACUUCGAGUAUAAAGGCUGGUCUCAAAUAAGGAUAUACAAUAUAGAAGAGGAAAAGAGUAAUAUAGGUAGAAAAUCUCUCUCUCAACGUCGUCUUCUGGGCUGUAGGAUUAUGUGUGUGUGAUUAAAGCCUCGCUCUUCUAUGACCUAGAGGGGGAGAGGUUACUAGCACAAUCACCCCUUAUGUGUGUUACCUCGUUAACACACACUAAAAAUGAGUCGUUUUCUGCUCCCGUUCUUCUUCAGAUGCCUCAGGCUCAAAAGGCGCUGCUAGGGGGUCGAGUGGGGCAGAUGUAGUGGCGAUGUCAGCAAUGACAUCCGCUGGUAAUCUGUCAGGUUCUUCAGCAGGAGUGUAGAGGGAGAGGUGGUACCAGGUGUCCCCUUUACCAGCUAGUCGAAGGGCGUGAGACGUCCGUUCCACGACCUUGAAGGGACCAGUCCACCUGGGCUCCGUCCACUUGCGUUUGAUGACCUAGAUCUUGACCCUCUCAGCGGGCGGAAGGGAAUCUGGAGUGGCGGGCUGUCAUCCUCGUAUCUGUACAGAAGAACUGGCACACAAAUUCUGCAUUUUUUGUGUAAAAUACCAUUUUGGUUUUACGCUGAGUCCUCCUUCCAUGGGGGGCUGCUGGUCCUGUGAAUGGCUGACCUGUAUGCAGCUCAUAGGGUGAAAAACUCAAAGGGCGGUAAAACAGUUUUAUUCACGGACCUUCGAAUGAUCAUUAACGCUAAUUGCAACAUGUCAAUCCAAUUAAAGUUGGUCUGUGCACAGAUUUUAGCCAAUUAGUUUUUAAUGUUCUGGUCCAUCCUUUCAACCUUACCUUGGGACUCAGGAUGGUACCCCAAACCUGUGUUCUAGUCCGAAAGCCUUUUCGACCAAGGCUAAGUGAGUAAUUUUUUUUUUUUUUUAAUGGUUGCCGUUGUCUGACCUAAUCUUUUUGGGGAAACCAUGUCGGGGUACUAGGUCAUUCACAAGUCAUUUAAUUACUGAUAUUGUAUCCUCUUUUGAGGUUGUUGUUGCUUCCGGCCAACCACUGUAAUUGUCAACACAAGUCAGUACGUACCUUUUCCCUUGUACCGUAUUGAUCAUAUCAGUGAAAUCAAAGACUAUACAUGGUUCACCCUCACCUCCUCCAUAUUCUAAAUUUGAUCUACUAAAGUACUAUCGAUGUGUAAAAUCGUUAUUUUCAAAUUAAAAUUAGUUAUAACUUCUUACCCACGGGAAAAACGUUAAAACUAUGGAAUGUGUCAGAGUCGGAUGAUUGUCGAUUUUGUUCCAAGGAGUCUGUAUCUACCCUCACUCACCCCCUUCUGUUUCUGAAAAAAGGACUGUGUUAGUCUCUUUAGCCUCUGUGGUCCACUGGGGGGUGUUGUUAGGGUAGGGGAACCCUUAGCAAUAUCACAAAUAACUCAAACUCCACUAAAUAUGCUUAUAUUGAAAUCUGCCGCUAUUAUCAGGAAAAAGUGGAUAUGCGUGUAGACUGUUUCUACAAACAUUUGUGAAAGAAUGGUCCGCUCUCAGUGAUUUCCAGCGUGGAACUGUCAUAGGAUGCCACCUGUGCAACAAAUCCAGUCGUGAAAUGUCCUCGCUCCUAAAUAUUCCCAAGUCAACUUUAUUACAAGAAAAGUGAAGAGUUUGGGAACAACAGCAACUCAGCCAAGAAGGGACAGAGAGGGGCCAGCGGAUGCUGAAGCGCAUAGUGCAAAGACUUUUACAGUUUCAAGUUUAUUCACAAUACCAUAGAACAAUUACAAUAGCAGUGAAUAUCAUUUAAAGAUGUUGGUAAGUGAAAGGGUCCCCUAAAUAAGCUAGAAGAAGCUUUCAACAGGGGGUCCAGAGGACAGUAUAUACAUGGAAUGAUGAAACAUGGUGGCAAGCACAAAAACCAACAACAACGCUAUCUGAUAAACACAAGAUAAUAGUACUAAAGCAAGCAUACACAUACACACAUACAUUCAUUCAACCAUGCAAAACCCAACAGUAGUCUACCCCACAUGAGGCAUUAGAGAUAGGUGGUUAAUAGCUACGUUUUCAGUUUCUUUUUGAAGUUGGAGAAUGGAUACAGCAUCUUGAGGCUCUCAUUAAGCCGGUUCCAAAUCUUUGGUCCCCUGCAUACAACACUUUGAGCGGUACAAGCCAGUAGACCAUGUUUACCUGACAUUAGAUCUAAGUUACGAGUGUUGUGGGCAUGCUGGGGAUGGUAGAUAGGAACCAAGUUACAGAGCCUAAGAUUCAGCCUGUGAAUGACUUGAUAUGUUAAACAAGCAUUUUGAUAAAUAUUGAACUCUGUCAGUCUUAAGAGAUGAUAAUUAAGGAAUAGAUGUCGAGUGGGGGCGUUAAACUUGGACCAUGACAGGGCCCGUAUGAUUUUCUUUUGCAUGGAUUCUAAUUUGUGAAGGUAGGUAGGGAAGGUGAUACACCAGAUGACAUUACAGUAGUUUGGAUGUGGUUGAAAGAGAGUUUUAUAUAGGGUAAGUAGAGCAUAAAGAGGAAGAUAAUGACGAAUGUGACGUAACAUUAUCAGGUAAUAAGAAGGGACUUUUAUUUUGAAGGCGAGUUGGUCCCUCCUCUAGUUUCCGGUAGUCUCAGCACGACAGUCAGACGCCCACUUGUUUACACACGAGACAGGUUUACGUGUUUCAGCGCUCCAAGUUUGUUGUUUCUUCCCACAAAGUGCCUUGGAAACAUUGUCUUUUUACAAUAAUAACAACAAAGAAAGAAAUGACCAAUUAGACAAGAAGAAAGGAAAAGUGCAUUCCCUGUGAAAACCACUAAAGCUUCUUAAAGAUAAAAGGCCUGGACUCUUUCUUCCCUUUCCUUGGAAUCUUCAUGUUAGCUAUCCGUCAACUUGUUAACGUCACGGACACAGACACGUAGGACGGAAUAGUAAAAAGACAAGCUUCACGGCGGGCACUUUAACAACAGAAGCAAUAAAAAUGGACAACGCCGAAACAAGUGGAGACAUCGGCAGCGGUGAUGUGGCCAGCACGGAAAGAGACCGUGGACACGACGCUGCCUCCCUGCAUUCCACCACAACUGCAGGAUCCAGUCUUUCCUCAACUAGCAAAGCUGCUAUCAAGGCCCGCGCUAAACUCGAAGCUGCGCGCGCACGCGCUUCCUACGGACGCCGAGAAGCAGAACUGAAGGCUAAAGAAGCCAGAAUAGCAGCCGAGUUAUCAACACUGCAGGAUGAGAAGGAGGUAGCAGCAGCAUUAGCUGAAACCCAAUUCCUCGAAGAAGCAGCUGAGCUUGAGAGCCGUGAAGGAAGUAGAAUGAGCCACUUUGGAUUGGCUAGCAAUAGCAACCAACGCACACACGACUAUGUUGAACAACACACAAAGCGACAAUCUAGCUAUGGAGAGCCCCCUGUACUAGAAACAUAUACUCCCCAAGCUCCUCAACUGUCAGCUGCAGCUCAACUACCCAAAGAGUUGACAAUUACUGCUCCUACACAACAAACUGGGAGGCCUACAUCAGCUGCUACACAGCAACACACAAGGUCGGUGCCUGCAGUACAUCGACAGUUCCCUGACACGGUCCCACCUCGUCAGUUCUCGCCUGUCCAGUCAUAUUAUCCCCCUCUCAGAACCCCGCUGCAGUCAAAUCCAAAAGACAUGACUGCUAUGAGUGACAUUGCAAGAUAUUUUGUGCGCUGGGAGCUUGUGAGUUCCGGUCUCACCCAGUUCAACGACCACCCGGAAAACUACUGGGCAUGGAAGUCCUCUUACAUCAACGCUACUGGAGAACUCAACUUAAAUGCCAGUGAGGAACUCAACCUAUUAACAAAGUGGCUAGGAAGAGAGUCCUCGGAGCAUGUCAAAAGGAUUCGCUCUGUCCAUGUCGCCAACCCUGCUGUAGGUCUGCAACUUGUCUGGGAACGCCUAGAAGAGUGCUACGGCUCCCCGGAGGUGAUAGAGAGAUCCCUCUUCAAAAGACUUGAGGAUUUUCCGAAGCUGUCCAACAAAGAACCCACAAAACUAAGGGAACUUGGAGACCUGCUCUCAGAGUUAAACGCUGCUAAGUCUGAAGACUACCUGCAAGGGCUCUCAUACCUGGACACAGCCAGGGGUGUGAACCCCAUUGUAGAAAAGCUGCCACAAUGUCUGCAAGAAAAAUGGUUGGCUAAGGGUUCUCAGUACAAGGAGCAGUACAAUGUUUCCUUUCCCCCUUUUGCCUACUUCACCGACUUCAUCUGCAGCGAAGCACGUAGAAGAAACGACCCCAGUUUUUCCCUCACUCUAACUCCGUUGAAAACAUCUAAUCAUCUCCCAAAGCACGAACAGUUUGAAAGAGGGGCAAGAUACGCUAAACGACAAGUAUCUACCCACAAGACAGAUGUCGAAGGAAACAACUCAACUUCUCAAAUGUUCAGUUCAAGUUACAAGCUCGACGAUGUCGGGAGACAGUGUCCCAUACAUCAGAAACCCCAUCCUCUGAACAAGUGCCGUGGUUUUCGAAGCAAACCACUUGAAGAGCGCAGAGCCUUUCUGAAAGACAAUGGGGUCUGCUUCAAGUGUUGCUCCUCCACGACCCACCUGGCGAGGAACUGUAAGACUGCCCUCAAGUGUAAUGAAUGUGAGAGCGACGACCAUGUAGCCGCACUUCAUCCUGGACCUCCACCGUGGGAUAAAGAGAACAAGGACCCCCCCUCACAGUAUGGCGGGGAGAGUGAAGAGAAAGCGCCUGGACCAGCAGUCACCUCGAAAUGUACAGAAGUCUGCGGCAAAGGGCAAAGCCUCCGGUCCUGUUCCAAGAUAUGCCUUGUUAAGGUUUAUCCCAAAACACACCCAGACAGAGCUACUAACGUCUACAUCCUCCUAGAUGACCAGAGCAACAGAUCCCUGGCGAGGUCUGAGUUCUUUGACCUCUUCCAAAUCGAAGGUUCAGACUCACCUUACACUCUCCGGACAUGUGCAGGAGUCUCCGAGACAUCCGGAAGGAGAGCCACUGGGUUCAUCGCAGAGUCUCUGGAUGGAAAAACCAGUGUGGUGCUUCCAACACUCAUAGAAUGUAACCACAUGCCAGACGACCGGUCCGAGAUCCCAACUCCCGAGGUCGCACGACACCACAACCACUUGAGGUCCAUCGCUCACAUGAUCCCACGUCUGGACCCUGAAGCCCAGAUACUAAUACUUCUUGGACGCGACGUCCUUCAGGUCCAUAAAGUCAGAGAGCAGCGUAACGGUCCUCAGAGUGCCCCCUUCGCCCAACGACUGGAUCUUGGCUGGGUUGUCGUAGGAGAUGUGUGUCUCGGGUCAGCCCACAAAGCGGCAGCUGUGACUUCCUACCGUACCAGUGUGCUUGAAAAUGGAAGACCAUCUCUCCUCACUCCAUGUCCCAACCAGCUUCAAGUCAAGGAAAGGUUCAGCUCCAAAGUACACAAUGCAACUUCUUCUAGCAGCCUUAAAUUCAACAUCCCUGUCCUCGAUGACAGCAACUUGGGCAACACGAUCUUCCAGAGCACUAAAGAUGAUGAUCAAGUAGGACUUUCCAUCGAGGACCGAAUGUUCCUGGAUUUCAUGGACAGAGAGAUGACAAUGGAUGACACCAACAGCUGGGUGGCACCGCUUCCAUUCAGAUCUCCUCGUCAAAGACUGCCAAACAAUAGACAACAAGUACUCAGCAGACUUACCACUCUUCGUCGCACCUUUGAAAGAAAGCCAAAGAUGAAGGAUGACUUCUUUGCCUUCAUGCAGGAAAUCUUCGAUCGCAACCAUGCUGAGUUGGCACCGCCACUAGAGGAAGGAGGUGAGUGCUGGUACUUACCUAUUUUUGGUGUCUAUCAUCCCCAGAAGCCGGACAAGAUCAGGGUCGUCUUCGACUCCAGUGCUCAAGAUCAUGGCAUUUCCCUGAAUGACGUACUACUUACUGGGCCGGAUCUAAACAACAGUUUGCUUGGCGUGUUGCUGCGCUUCAGAAGAGAGACUGUUGCUGUAAUAGCAGACAUUGAACAAAUGUUCCACAGCUUUGUCGUUCGCAAAGACAACAGAGACUUUUUGCGCUUCUUGUGGUUCAAAGAAAACGACCCCGGCCAAGAGAUUGUGGAGUAUCGCAUGAAAGUCCAUAUAUUCGGUAACUCACCCUCCCCAGCAGUAGCCAUCUACGGGCUUCACCGUGCAGCAGAACAUGGAGCAGAGGAACAUGGAUUAGAUGCCAAACACUUUGUGGAACGCGACUUCUACGUCGAUGACGGGCUCACGUCGCUACCUUCAGCCACGGAAGCCAUCGACCUGCUGACAAGGACACAGGAGAUGUUGGCUGCUUCAAACCUGAGACUCCACAAGAUAGCAUCCAACUGCUCUAAUGUGCUAAAGGCCUUCUCUCAGGAAGAUCAUGCAGGAGGACUACAAAACUUGGAUUUCGACGACAACUCCACUCUCGUCCAACGCAGUUUGGGACUCAGCUGGGAGCUAAAGCAUGACAUCUUCACCUACAAAACAAUAGCCACAGAGAAACCCUACAUGCGUAGAGGUGCUCUAGCAGUAGUGAACAGCCUGUUCGACCCUCUCGGUCUUGUAGCUCCAGUCGUCAUUCAAGGGAAGUUUCUACUCCGAGAACUGACUUGCAACGAAGCCCUUGACUGGGACACCCCUCUACCGAAGACAAAGGAAGCUGAAUGGAAGAUGUGGAAAGAUUCAUUACAAGAUUUACAAGACAUUAGGAUACCUAGAGCGUACUCAACUACCACCUUGUCUACUGCACAGAAGAGAGAACUUCAUUUUUUCUGUGACGCUUCAGUAAAGGCUAUCGCUGCCGUUGGCUACCUCAAAGUAAUUGACAGCGAUGGAGGGUGCCACGUCGGUUUUGUCCUGGGAAAGGCGAAACUAGCACCUCCAUCCGCCCACACUAUUCCAAGACUGGAAUUGGGAGCUGCUGUACUCGCAGUGGAAAUGGCAGAGUUGGUACAGAGAGAGCUGGACAUUUGUAUUGACACAAUGCAUUUCUACACAGACAGCAGAGUCGUCCUGGGAUACAUCUACAACCAGACCAGGCGAUUCUACGUGUACGUCUGCAACAGGGUGCAGCGAAUCAGAAGGUCAACCAAACCAGAUCAGUGGCACUACGUCCACACAGCUCAAAACCCAGCAGAUCAUGCUUCACGAUCAGUUCCUGCAACGGAGCUAACAAACACUACAUGGUUCACAGGACCCACCUUUCUGUACCUGCCUGAUGAAGUUCCCAGCUCUGAAAUGGAACAUCACAAGCUCGUCGACCCAGACACUGACAGCGAGGUACGUUCCCAUGCUACAGCACCUUCCAUUCCUCACUCUAAGCUAGGAUCUCAUCGGUUUGGGCGAUUUUCCACAUGGAAGUCACUAGUACGGGCUAUCACUUCCAUAACCAACAUGCUGGAACGUAAAAGAGCACCAGUCACAACCGGCGAUAUCACUAAACCCGUUACAGCACAACUAUCAAAAGCAGAGACUAUCAUAAUUAGUUGUGUGCAAAAAGAGACUUACAGAACUGAGCUCGACUGCUUGGCUGCUGGGAAAAACAUUCCAAAAGACAGUCCCCUAAGAAAGCUGGACCCUUACAUGGAUGAAAAGGGACUUUUGAGGAUAGGAGGAAGGCUCAAGCAUGCCACACUGGACAUUGGAGAGCAGUUUCCUAUUAUCAUUCCAGCCCACAACCAAAUUGGGAAGCUCCUUGUGAGACACUACCACCAAAAGGUCAAACAUCAGGGUCGUGUCUUCACAGAAGGAUCCAUCCGUACAGCAGGAUACUGGAUUGUUGGUGCCAAACGGUGCAUCAACAGCAUUCUCCGCAAAUGUGUGGUUUGCAACAAACUUCGUGGAAGGACUGCUGAACAGAAAAUGGCGGAUCUUCCCCCUGACCGUCUGUGCACAGAACCACCUUUUACCUAUGUGGGACUUGAUGUGUUCGGUCCCUGGUCUGUCACCACGAGACGGACCCGUGGAGGUCAAGCUGAAAGCAAGAGGUGGGCAGUGCUCUUCACGUGCAUGAGCACGCGUGCCGUGCACAUAGAACUCAUCGAAUCAAUGGAAACAUCAAGUUUCAUCAACGCUUUACGUCGAUUAUUUGCACUGAGAGGACCCGCAAAGCAGAUUCGUUCCGACUGUGGGACAAACUUCAUUGGUGCCUGCAAGGAGUUGCACAUGGUCCUAACAGAUCCCAAAGAGCCCAAUGUCAGGAAGUAUUUGGGUGAGGAAGGGUGUACGUGGAUUUUCAACCCGCCUCAUUCCUCCCAUAUGGGAGGAGCCUGGGAACGCAUGAUUGGAGUCUCCAGAAGAAUUCUUGACUCCAUGCUUCAAGAAUCCAGCCGAUCACAUCUCACUCAUGAAGUGUUGUCUACGCUAAUGGCAGAAGUAACAGCGAUCAUUAAUGCCAGACCACUCACACCGAUCUCCUCAGACCCGGAAUCUCCUUUCCUUCUGACCCCUGCUUCGCUAUUGACGCAGAAGUUGUGCACUCUCCCUGCCCCUCCUGGAACGUUCGACAACAAGGAUCUCUACCGCCAGCAGUGGAGGAAGGUGCAGCAUCUCGCCAACACCUUUUGGCACAGAUGGAGGCGCGAAUACCUUCCCACACUUCAAAAUCGCAACAAGUGGCAAGAUGUCAAGCCUAAUCUGAAGGAGGGUGACCUUGUGUUGCUCAAAGACAAUCAAGCUAAGAGGAACGAGUGGCCCCUGGCUCUUGUCACAAAGACUUUCCCCGACCAGGACGGGAAGGUCAGGAAGAUAGAACUCAAGGUCACAAGAUCUGGAUCUGCAAAGACUUUUCUGAGGCCUGUCUCUGAGACAGUCCUUCUCUUGGCAGCUAAUGAUACAGACUAAGUUAAGUUAGGUUUCUGUAAUUUGUAUCAAUCAUGUUCCUACUGCAGUUCGAAAUAGUGGUAUAGUAUUUAUACCAGGCGGGGAGUGUGACGUAACAUUAUCAGGUAAUAAGAAGGGACUUUUAUUUUGAAGGCGAGUUGGUCCCUCCUCUAGUUUCCGGUAGUCUCAGCACGACAGUCAGACGCCCACUUGUUUACACACGAGACAGGUUUACGUGUUUCAGCGCUCCAAGUUUGUUGUUUCUUCCCACAAAGUGCCUUGGAAACAUUGUCUGUAAGUCUUGUGUCUGUUUUAUGAGUAACAUGAAGACGUUGUGUGUGUGUGUAAAUGUAGAAAUAGCACUGUGCGACGAUAGCUUGUUCUACUUUUUAGCUUGUUGCUACUUAGCAUGUAGCUUCUUUGCUCGCUCACUCCUCUAAGGGAGGGUGCAAUGUUUAUAAAUGUAAAUCCUAUUCAUGUGUGGCUAUGAGUACAUGGGCUGUAUAGGGCUAUUUACAUCACUUUAUGAGCACUGUUUACAUGCUAUUGUAUGGGCUGUGUGUGUAUGUGUGAAAACAUAUUAUGCAGCAAACAUUUAUGGAAAUGUAGUUACUUAGUGGUGUUUAUUUGACAUAUAUUUUGUGUCUCUUUAUACAGUUUUACAAUAAUAACAACAAAGAAAGAAAUGACCAAUUAGACAAGAAGAAAGGAAAAGUGCAUUCCCUGUGAAAACCACUAAAGCUUCUUAAAGAUAAAAGGCCUGGACUCUUUCUUCCCUUUCCUUGGAAUCUUCAUGUUAGCUAUCCGUCAACUUGUUAACGUCACGGACACAGACACGUAGGACGGA